GUCGGCCACGGUUAGUUCUGUCACGGCCAUUCGUGAGAAGAGUGUGAUAGUUGUAUUUCUUUUUUUUUUCCUGUGAUUAGUGGACACCAAAGCACAUAGCAAAAUGAACAAGACCGAGCUGAGCAAGGACCAGAUGAAGAUUCUGAAGGAAUCCUUCGAAGCGUUCGACAUCGAGAAGAAGGGCUGCAUCUCGGUGGAAGUGGUCGGUACGAUUUUGGAGCUGCUCGGCCAAACACUGUCCGAGGAGGAGCUGAAGGAGGUGAUGGAAGAGUACGAUGUGGACGAGUCGGGUCAGAUUGAGUUCGACGAGUUUCUGGAGCUCGCGUCAAACUUUGUCGAGCCGGAGGAAGACUACGACGCGUUGCGGGCCGAGCUGCGCGAGGUGUUCAUGAUGUACGACAAGAAUGGAACGGGUUUCAUUCCACUGGAUGUAUUUAAGAAGAUUCUUCAGGAACUGGAUGGUGCAGUGCCAGAAAAUGAGUUGGACGACAUUAUUGAUGAAAUUGAUGCGGAUGGCUCAGGAACGGUUGAUUUUGAAGAGUUUAUGGAGGUUAUGACGGGUGAAUAAAUGGACAAAGAGCUACAUAGCGAGUUUUAUUCUAUGCAGUUUAUAUUAUGUUAUUUUUUUGACAGUCAACAGCUGUUUAUUAAUUCAAAAUAGUUUACUGAAAAUACCAAAAAUCAUUUCGAAAAAGCAAACUGGCUGUAAAGAGUGAAGCGUAAUGAACAACGAUAAGUUACAUUAGGUAUGUGAUAUUUAUUCCUCUAAUCGUUGUUUUACUCAGAAUGCUCCUACCAGUUUAGGUAAUAACAUUUAUAUAAUUCAAAGAAUAAACAUAAUUAUGAAGAAAAUAAUAAAAAAA
Anopheles arabiensis is the source of this 863-nucleotide messenger RNA. RefSeq names its product troponin C, isoallergen Bla g 6.0101-like. The transcript has 4 exons. Bases 104 to 568 code for a protein of 154 amino acids. The record is from RefSeq and is a predicted model, not a curated record. Gene Ontology annotation, molecular function: enzyme regulator activity; calcium ion binding. Lineage: Eukaryota; Metazoa; Arthropoda; Insecta; Diptera; Culicidae.